AGAUGGCGGUGUCCGAGAGAGGUCACCACCGGAACGUGCCGGGCUAUGCCGACAGUUUCUGGUUCAAAUACGUCCUGUCGGUCAUCGCCGCCGGAGUAGCAGAGACAGUGACCUACCCACUAGACCUGACCAAGACCAGACUACAGAUCCAAGGAGAACUGUCCAAACAGUCUAAACACAAGGUGCCUUACAGGGGGAUGCUACAAACAGCUCUUGGUGUAGCUCGUGAAGAAGGGGUACUAAAGCUAUGGCAGGGACUCACACCAGCAGUACAGAGGCAUGUGGUAUAUUCAGGCUGCCGUAUGGGUGCGUAUGAGUGGAUCCGAGACAACGUACUGGGGAGGGAACCAGACGGAUCCUUUCCUGUAUGGAAGGCAGUAUGUGGAGGGCUGGUAGCUGGUUCCCUGGGACAGUUUAUUGCCAGCCCCACAGACCUUGUGAAAGUACAGAUGCAGAUGGAGGGAAGGAGAAUAUUAGAGGGCAAACCUGCAAGGGUACGAGGGACGUGGCACGCUUUUACGAAAAUCUUGGCGGAGGGCGGAAUCCGUGGCCUGUGGAAAGGAUGGGUGCCAAACGUACAGCGCGCUGCCCUGGUCAACAUGGGAGACCUUGCAACUUACGACUCUGCCAAGAGAUUUAUUCUGGGCCACACCUCGUUAUCUGAUGGACCAAUCGUGCAUUCUCUAUCAAGUGCCUGUUCAGGGAUUGUGGCAGCUUCCUUAGGGACUCCAGCAGAUGUGGUGAAAACCAGGAUAAUGAACCAACCAACGGACAGCAGUGGCAGGGGAACGUUGUAUAGGUCAUCCAUAGACUGCCUGGUCAAAACGGUUAGGAAGGAGGGCGUCAUGGCACUGUAUAAAGGCUUCGUCCCCAUAUGGUCAAGAAUGGCCCCCUGGUCACUGACCUUCUGGUUGUCCUAUGAGCAGGUCCGACGGUUGUCGGGGACAACGUCCUUCUGAUGAUAGACAGCUGUCCAUCAGAGUCAUGUGACCAGCAGCCAUCAUACCAACCUUUGUGUUCACUGAAUGUGGACACAUCUGAUUCACUCCUACCUCUUAUAGAACUAAUAACUACCAGUGGUUCUAUAUAUAUAUUAUGUCAAAUAUUGUCUACAGUCAAAUUUGAAAUGGCUGAUUAAAUAUUAUGGUCAUAUUUCUAAAAUGGCCAAAUCUGCAUGUAAAUAUCUUGAUAUCCAAACAUUAAAAAAAAUUGUCUCCAAUGUUAUAAAAACUUACGUUGCAUAUUAUCAAGAAGCAGAAUCAUUUUGACAUUUAAUAAAUUUGAAUUGAUAUAUUUGAUAUGUCAAACCUUGCUUGUUUUACAUGUAUGCAUUCCUUCCAGCAGUACAAUUGUAUCAUGCAAUGCCUUGAUCUUCAAAAGUCCUUUAUAAAUCAUUGAGAAUAUUAUCUGAAGAAAGCAGAGAAAUUGAGGAGCAAAGCUUACCCUCCAUAUUUGCAUAUAUUAGCACAAAUUUGCAUACAGAACUAUGAUGUCCCACAUGGACCAUCAUUAAUUACUGUACACCUAAAAUGAUGAUUUAAGAAACAUCAAGUUAUCUUUCUAUUGUACAAGACUAACAUGUAAUUUCUCCUCCUUCACUUAAAAAUGUAAUUAUUUGUAAUGUAUAAAUUAGCACUG
Molecule: messenger RNA, 1638 nt
Organism: Branchiostoma belcheri (Belcher's lancelet)
Lineage: Eukaryota; Metazoa; Chordata; Leptocardii; Amphioxiformes; Branchiostomatidae
Product: mitochondrial uncoupling protein 4-like
Exons: 11
Coding region: 3-959 (318 amino acids)
Biological process (GO): response to cold; transmembrane transport
Source: RefSeq, a predicted model, not a curated record